AUGGCCGAGCAGGCUGGACAAGCCGAGCAUCCGCCAGCGGCCACCACCGCCGCCAAGAAGCGGCGCCGCCCGCCACUGUCCUGCGAGCAGUGCCGCAGGCGCAAGAUCAAGUGCGACCGCGAGUUUCCGUGCGGCCACUGCGUCAGGGCCGACGCUGGCGCCUGCACGUACGCGCCGACGCAUACACCAAAGCCGAGACGGAGGGCCCCUCAUGGUGCUGUCGCCGACGCCGACGCCGCUAGGUCCGGCGUGUCAUCCCCGGGGGGCGGAUCGGUUCCGCGCCGACCGGCUGGGGCCUCGACGGUGGUCAAUCUCCGGCCAACAGCCCGGGCCACGCAGAUUCAAACCCCGGACUCGGAGGAGUUCCACCGGGCGAGCGUCUGGCAACUGCUUCCGCCGUCGUCGGCAGCAGCUCAAAGACAAAGCGACGAGCCGGAAACGCACCGGUCGGGGAGAGCUGCGCAUGGGGAGCCGGCUUCUUCCGGAGGGGCUGCUCACCGGUCCGGGGAGGUGUUUGGUGAGCGCCGUCGGAGCGAAUCCACGCCACCACCAAAGGGAAGCAUCUCAAAGGGCCGGUAUUUUGGCCAAAGCCACUGGAUGAAUGUUUCAGCUUCGUUCCCGGUUGAGCUGUCUAUGCUGAAAAACCAAGAGUACACCCAAGGUGAGCUUUUCCGGAUCUUGUAUCAGUGCAAAGUUCUCUGCCAAAAGAUCAAGACGAUCCGCUCCCAGCCGCUAUCCUCGCUCGACAUUGGCAAGAAUACGCUGCCGCGAGCGGUCUGCGACGAGCUCGUCGAGGCCUACCUCCGCACCUUUGAAGGCGUGUACCGCAUCCUUCAUAUCCCGACCUUCCGCAAGGAGUACGCAAGCUACUGGCAAGACCCCUCCGGCGUCGGUGAGGGCUUUGUCAUGCUCAUGCAGCUCUGCGCCGUGCUCGGCUCCUCCGUCCGGGCAGCACCGGUGGCAUCGGCGGCUCGGCCCGCCGCCGCCGCCCUCAAGAUAACCACCACACGCUGGAUCUACGAGGCGCACAUGUGGCUGAUCCUGCCGCCCGAGAAGGGCCGGAUGACGCUGACGGGCGUGCAGGUGCAGUGCCUGCUGACGCUCGCCAAGAUGACGUGCGGCGUGUCGGCGGACCUGACCUGGGUCAUGGCCGGCUCGCUGCUGCGCACGGCCAUGUACAUGGGCCUGCACCGCGACCCGAGCCGGCUGAGCAGCGGCGCGAGCGUGUACCGCGCCGAGAUGCGCCGCCGGCUGUGGGCCACCGUCCUCGAGCUCAACCUUCUGUACGCCUUCGAGGCCGGUGGCAUGCCGCUGGUGUCGGAGGAUGACUACGACGCGCUCCCGCCGGCGGACCUGGACGACGAGGCGCUCGACGACGACACCACGGACGAUUCGAGGCGGGCGGGCCAGGCGAGCAGCGGCAAGGGCGCGACGCAGAUGUCGGUGCCGCUCGCGGUGUUUAAGUCGUUGCCGCUGCGCAUGGAGCUGCUCAGGUACAUCAACGACUUUCGCGCCGGCGUCGACUACGACAAGACGCUGCGGCUCAACUCGGACCUCACCAAGGCCUGCCGCCUCUUCACGCAGACCAUCGGCGCGGUGACCAAGCAUCAGGAUGAUAACGACUCCUCCUCCGCCCGCAUCGCGCCCUUCCACGUCUCCCUCGCCGAGAUGAUGCUCUAUCGGUGCCUCCACGCGCUUCACUUCCCCGUGCUCUUCACCGCCUUCGACGACCCGCGCUUCUACUUUUCGCGCAAAAUGUGCCUCGACGGGGCCCUCAAGAUCGCCGACCUGCUCGGCUUCACCCGGCCGCGCGCCCCGUCCCCCACCUCCGACUUUGGGCGGCUCGUCAUCCACGGCACCGGCAUGUUCAAGAACAUCCCCGUGCAGGUGUCAUGCAUCAUCGCGCUAGAGCUCAUCCAUGACACGGCCGGCGGCGGUCCGGGGCUCGGCCCAUCUCUGGCCCCCGCGGCGGAGGGCCACGCCACGCUACUGCGCACCUGCUUGGACAGCGCGCUCGGGUGGAUGCUAGACCGCAUGCGCGCGGGCGAGGUCACGGCCAAGGGCCACUGCUUCGUGUCGGCGUGCGUGGCGCACACGGAGGCGCUGGAGAGAGGGCUUGACAAGGCGGCGACGAUGGCGCUGCUGGUGUCGCGCGCGACCGAGGCGGCGCGCCUGGAUCUGGGGUUGAUCCGGGCCGUGGCGCGGGAGAGCGGCGUGCCCGUGGCCGAGGAGGAGGACGGUGAGGAGGAGGAGGGCGGUGGUCAGGUGGAUGCCGCUGAGAGCUCCGCGGUUGAUGUCGGCACAAUCGAAGCGUUGGCUGCAAGCUGGGACGGAGGGGGGGGUGGUGGUGGCAUAAGCUGGGCGUGGGACGAGGCGGACGACUGGAUGUGGGGAGGCGCCUGGUCAUCGCAGCUCAACGUGCCGAUGCCUCUGGACAGCAUGCGUCAGUUCUUUGAGGCGCCGGUCGGCUAUCCGCGGUAA
Molecule: messenger RNA, 2481 nt
Organism: Cordyceps fumosorosea ARSEF 2679
Lineage: Eukaryota; Fungi; Ascomycota; Sordariomycetes; Hypocreales; Cordycipitaceae
Product: C6 zinc finger domain-containing protein
Exons: 2
Coding region: 1-2481 (826 amino acids)
Biological process (GO): DNA-templated transcription; regulation of transcription by RNA polymerase II
Cellular component (GO): nucleus
Molecular function (GO): zinc ion binding; RNA polymerase II cis-regulatory region sequence-specific DNA binding; DNA-binding transcription activator activity, RNA polymerase II-specific
Source: RefSeq, a predicted model, not a curated record